Eimeria mitis is the source of this 525-nucleotide messenger RNA. RefSeq lists its product as uncharacterized. Lineage: Eukaryota; Apicomplexa; Conoidasida; Eucoccidiorida; Eimeriidae. The record is from RefSeq and is a predicted model, not a curated record.
AUGCAGAUGUUCGUUCCACUUUUCGCCGCCUCAGUGGCACUUCUCGCAGAGGCAGCUGAUGUUGAAGUACCAGCUGCUCCUGUCCUCAGCACUGAUGUCGGCUUCUCACAAGCGGAGCUGCCUUCCAAAUCGGGACGCAGGGGAACGCCUCUCUUAGUGCUUACCUUCCUGGCCACCGCAGUUGCUGUGGUGUUUUUGGUCCUCCGGUGCUUCACGGCAAUCCAGGCCAACGGAGAUUGGAGCAUAUAUCGGCGAAGGCUUGCAGAAGGAGGUCCAGACCCAUGCCCUGGGGGAGUAACAUAUCUCGGUAUCACCCUGCGUUGGCCCUUUUAUGGUGUGAGCUACCGGUUUCCCCGUAAGGAAGACAUCUGCGUUAUUCGCGGCGCAACUCGUAAAGGCGCUGCACAACCUGCUGUGCAUCUGGGCAUUAACACAGAAAUGGGAUUGCAGGCGCAACUCGUAAAGGCGCUGCACAACCUGCUGUGCAUCCUGGCGUACCCAGUUGUCGGUGUGUUAGUGGCUUAG